Dryobates pubescens (Downy woodpecker) is the source of this 3172-nucleotide messenger RNA. It is a transcript of the gene FOXRED2, whose product is annotated as FAD dependent oxidoreductase domain containing 2. The record is from RefSeq and is a predicted model, not a curated record. Gene Ontology annotation, molecular function: flavin adenine dinucleotide binding; monooxygenase activity. The transcript is spliced from 9 exons. NCBI's taxonomy places the organism in Eukaryota, Metazoa, Chordata, Aves, Piciformes, Picidae. Bases 128 to 2170 code for a protein of 680 amino acids.
GCGCACCUCCCUCUGGCGUCUGGGCGGGAGUGGCCGCGCUGCCCUGGGCCCCCCGGCGCGUGCGCGGCGCGGGAGGCGGGGAGCGGCGCGAGCUCGGCGGUGCAGGGGUGGCUGUCCCCGCCCUGCCAUGGCCCCAUCAGUCUGCAGGACACUCCUGGGGCUGGCCUUGUGUGUGGCGAGCAGUGCUGCUUUCCUCUACCAUGACUACUGCAUCAUUGGGGCUGGCCCCUCAGGCUUGCAGGCAGCCUAUUUCCUCCAGCAAGCCAGCCGAGACUACAUCGUCUUUGAGCGGAGCCAUGCUCCUGGCAGCUUCUUCGCCCUCUACCCUCGGCACCGCAAGCUCAUCAGCAUCAACAAGCGGUACACAGGCAAGUCCAACAGUGAGUUCAACCUCCGCCAUGACUGGAACUCCCUCCUCAGCCACGACCGCCGUCUGCUUUUCAAACACUACUCCCAUGAUUUCUUCCCUGACGCUGACACAAUGGUGCAUUACCUGGAGGACUUUGCUUCCCUACUGAAGCUUCAAGUUCAGUACAACACAGCUAUCAUCCAUGUGACGCUGGAGAAGAACAAGCAAGCCUGGAAUGGCCACUACUUCCUCCUGACUGACCAGGACAGGCAGAACUACAAAUGCAGCUCUUUGUUGGUGGCUACUGGGACGUGGGUCCCCAACGUGGUGAAUUUUCCUGGCUCAGAAUAUGUUGAGGGUUACGAGACUGUGUCUAUCAACCCAGAGGAUUUUGCUGGCCAAACCGUGUUGAUCUUGGGCCGGGGGAACUCAGCCUUUGAGACAGCAGAGAACAUUCUGGGCGUCACGAACUUCAUCCAUAUGGUGAGCCGGUCCCGUGUGCGCCUCUCGUGGGCCACCCACUACGUUGGGGAUCUGAGAGCAAUUAACAAUGGCCUGCUGGACACCUACCAGCUGAAAUCUCUGGACGGGCUUCUGGAGGGUGACCUGGAAGAUCUGGCUAUUGUGAAGGAUAAGAAAGGAAAGCUGCACAUCACACUCCGGUUCUACCUGGAGGACAGGAACACCAGUGCAGGCAUUGACUCCAUCACCCUGCCCCAGGACGAACUGGACAAUUUUGCCACCCGUGCUCCUUACGACCGUGUCAUCCGCUGCCUGGGCUGGAAGUUUGACUUCUCUAUUUACAACAGAUCCCUUAAAAUGAUGCCAGGGAAAGGGUAUAAAAAGAAGUAUCCUCAGAUCAAUCCCAACUAUGAGUCCAGAAGCACUCGGGGACUCUUUGUUCUUGGCACUGCUAGCCAUUCUGUUGACUUCAGGAAAUCUGCUGGGGGCUUCAUCCAUGGAUUCCGGUAUACAACUCGUGCAGUCCACCGCCUAUUGGAAAACCGUCACCAUGGUGUCCCCUGGCCGUCCACAGUCUACCCUAUUACACAGCUGACCAAUUCCAUCAUCAAGAGGGUGAAUGAGGCCUCAGGCCUCUACCAGAUGUUCAGUGUCCUGGCUGACAUCAUACUGCUGAGAGAGAAUGCCACCGCCUUUGAAUACCUGGAGGAGUACCCAGUUGGAGUCCUGGCUGAACUGGAAAUGCAGACGGGGAGGAAGGCUCCCAAUGGGCUGUUUGUCAUCGUCAUGGAGUAUGGAAGGAAUUUCUCUGGGGAUGACAAGGAUGUCUUUUACUACAAUCGAGCUGUGGGAGAGGCACAGCAUGCCUGGCAGUCCAACUUUUUACACCCUGUUAUUUACUAUUACAAGCACCUCCCAACAGAGCAUGAGAUGAAACGUCGACCCUCAGAUUGGCCUCUUCCCCGCCCAGAUGCCAUCCAUCACAUUGUGGAGGACUUUCUGACCGACUGGACAGCCCCAAACGCUCACAUCCUGCCACUGAGGCGGUUCUUGGAGAACUGCCUCAGCACUGACCUGCGCAAUUUCUUUGCAGAGUCCUGCUUCCUGUUCGCCUUCACCCAUCAGAAGCUGCCUCCCUUCUGUCGGCAGGGGUACAUGAGAAUGCAAGGGCUCCUGGGGAGCGAGGGGCUGCUGCGCCACGCGGCAGACGCUGGCCUGCUGGAGGAUUACACUCUCACAGAUGUGUCGGGUGACAGACCCCCUAGCAGCCACAGAGCACCACAGGACCAGCUGCUGAGAGAUCACGUGAUAUCAGUUCGUCCCUUGCAGCAUCUUGUCAAUGCCAAGGAUGAGCUUUAACCAUUCUUGCUCCGCACUGAAACCUACAGGUGCUGUUGUGACAGUUGUAACAGAGAUCCACAGCAGGGUUCUGCUCUUUCCUGUGCACCUUUUCCAUCCUCAUGCCUUCCAGUGAUCAUGAAUUGCCAAAGACCUGCUCAGAUCUUGCUGUUACAAAGAGGACCAAGAUGCUCUGAAGGAUAGCUGAGGAGCCAAAUUAACUCAGUCAUCCUGAGGCUCCUGCAUUGUCCUUGCAGAGUUCAUAGUUGCCUGAAGAUGGUGUUUGUGUUGUAUCUCGCAGACCAAUGUCUGCAGCGACGUCCAGGGGUCACAGAAGAGAGUGCAGGAACGCCUGGGUAACAAAAUGCCACGUACCUCUUGGGAGGUGACCUGCUCUGCUCGUGCCCUGUGGCAGCCCGGCGCUGGCUCUCAAUUCCCUGGGUGCUGUAAGCUGUGUUGGUGCACCAGAUCCCAAAGCAGUACUGUGGGCAAACUUCUCAGUAUUUCUCCUGCAUUUGAGUUAGGAGGUUGUGGAGCUCAUGUGGAGAAGGGUGGUUUUAGUUACCAUUUAGGUCAGUAAAUGACAUUUGUCAUUUCCGAAAGAGCACUGCAAAGGACUCUUCCAUCCCUGAAGGGUGAGGAGCUUGCCUGGAAUGCCUGGGACACAGACUUACACCGAGUUCAGCUCCGCUGUCCUCAUGUCUUUCUUCUGCACCUAGCAGCCCGAAAGGUUAGCCCCUGUCUUUUGUAAAGCAUGACCAAUUUCACUCCUGUUUGCACUAUGUCCCAUCAAGAAAGCUUUGGGACUUUGAUCGAUGUUGUUAAAAAUGCUCGGUUUCUAUUUUAUUCCCCUCCAACUACCUUGAGAACUUAAAAGCACUGAAUGAGAGGCUGUCUACACUUUAUUGCUCCCUCUGUCAUGUGCAUUUGUCUGUCACCUCCCUGUAGGCUCCUUUCAUAGCCCUGAAGUUGCAAAGCAAGAGCAGCUUUGAGCUUGGCCAUAUGACAUCCUUGUGAUUUCUA